Molecule: messenger RNA, 670 nt
Organism: Lathyrus oleraceus (garden pea)
Lineage: Eukaryota; Viridiplantae; Streptophyta; Magnoliopsida; Fabales; Fabaceae
Exons: 2
Coding region: 183-392 (69 amino acids)
Source: RefSeq, a predicted model, not a curated record
UGAGCAUAUUUAUCCUUUGGUGUUAUGUAUAGCAAGCGACCCUUGUUAAGAACGAUAUUACAAAAUCAAGCGACACUUGUUAAGAACGAUAUUACAAAAUCAAGCGAGAAAUUAGAUACAUACAAAGCGAGUUGGGGUUUUCUUCUUCUUUUGAUUUUCUAUCAGAGAAGAAGGGAAAGCAAAUGGCUUCACCAAAAUCAAGAAUGGUAUUCCGUAUCAUGCUGGUCACUCUACUGCUUCUCCUUCUCUUCUACCUCGGUCGCCCUUUAUACUGGAAAAUCUCCGCUACCGCCCACGAUAUCCGCAACAACAAGCAAACUGUUAGACAAGGUCUUUCCCAAAUUGUCAUGGAAGCUCAAAAAUCCGUCGCGUGGUUCAGAGCUCCGUUCUAGCACCCGAAGUUCUCUUCACAAAGCUCCGGUCAGAUUAUCAUUCACAUCAUAAUGAUUAUUUUAGGGUUUUUACAUUUUUAGGGAUUCUAGAGAAAUCUCACUCCUAUUAGAUUACAACACCACUGUCAUGGAAAUAGAGGUACGGUAAUGAUUAUAACCUCAAGGGACUGGUUCAAAUACAUUUUGUAAAGUUAUGAUAUAAUUAUUAGAUCUUUCUUGAAAAAAAAUUAUGUUAAAUUUGUAAUGAUGAAUCAAUGAAAAGUGAAUAUGUUCAAUUU